CUAUCAUAACUUUGAAUCUACAUUACAUAUAGAAUCACCUAACAUAAGAAACCUUUUUUCACUCAAAAAUAUUUAAAAAAUAGAGUAGCUAGGGUAAGAAAUUAUAGAGGAACUUCACCAGUGAACAAAAUAAUACACUCUAGUUAUGUAACUCUUGUUUUUAUAACCUCCAUCUAUAAAUUAGCUAUAUAUAAGAAUAAAUUGAGAAAUUAUUAAAAAAAAUGUCCUUGAUUGACAAUCUGAUAUUUAAGUCAGCCAAAUUAAAAUAUAUUGGUUUCAAUCCAAUACUUUUGGAAAGGAACCUUAAGGAGUAUUCAUAGGUUUAGUAAUAACAUCCACGUAGUUUUUGAAGAGUGAUGAUCUAAAUAUGACAUGAUUAAUAGAGUAAAUAUCUUGAAAGUACGAGAUGUCUAGUGCAGCUCUCUGCUAACCCUUUUUGCAAUUGGUAACCAGUCUUGAAAUUAGAGAUCCCACUUCAGAUGUCCGAGAUCAAUGACCUCUGACGUAUCAUUACACAGAAAGUAACUCCUAGUCAUGAGCACUACAAAAAUACAUGCAAUUAUAUAUUCCUACGGUCCUACCGAUCAAACCAUCUACUCGAAAUAAAACAGUUGCGCCAACCUGAACCAGCCUCCAUCUACUACUCAACUUCCUGAACUAUAUAAUUCAAGCAUGCCACGGGACUUAGUUAUUCUGCAUUAGUACUGCAUAUAAUAUCUUCAAACCGCUCUAAUUAUUCUUAUAUUAUUUUUUUAGUGGUUUGGUAUUCUGAUAUUACUUUUUAAGUGGUUUGGUAUAGAUGAACAUGGUUGAACUGGAUGAUGAUAAUUAUGAGAGGUGGAGUAUUUGCAUGAGAAGCUAUUUGGUCUCUAAAGAUCUUUGGAAAGCUAUUGAAUUGAGUGAGAGGCCUUCUGGAGUAGAUGAAACGGAAUGGAUUAAAACGGAUGCUGCCGCUCUGCAUGCAAUUCAAAUUUCAUGCGGAGAAGAGAGUUUUGAAGAGAUAAAGCAUUUCAAUUCAGCCCAUUGUGCUUGGAAUAAGUUGGCCCAUUGUGCUUCGAAUAAAUUGGCCCAAAUGCAUAAAAAUGAAUACGAUUCUGCGUCUGAAUGUGGAACAGUGGAGUUACCUAAUACUCAAAUCCUAAGUGACCAAUCAGAAGAAGAAGAAGGAGAAGAAGGAGAGGAAGGAGAAGAAGGAGAAGAAGAAGGAGAAGAAGGAGAGGAAGGAGAAGAAGGAGAAGAAGGAGAGGAAGGAGAAGAAGGAGAAGAAGGAGAAGAAGAAGCGAUACCACACUCGAAUAGGACUGGUCCGACUCAAGAAUUGGAAGAUGCCAUUGUGAAUGGAAAUGUAGCUAUUGUGAGGGAACUUAUACCACGUGCCAACGAUGAUGGGAUGGUGUCAGCUCUUCAACUUGCGGCCUAUCUUGGCCAGACAAAAAUUGUCGAAGCAUUGCUGGGUUGCAUGUCCAGUAAUCAGACAGGAAAAAAAAAUAAAGUCGACGGCUCUACAGCUCUUUCGCUUGCUGCUUUGGCUGGAAGGACUGAAAUUGCAAAAUGCUUAGUUGGAAAGAAUGAGAAUUUGCUCACUAUCACUGAUGGACAUGGCUAUAUCCCGCUUGUAGCGGCAUGUAGUGCAGGGUAUAAGGAAGUGGCACGCUACCUCUAUUUUGCCACUCCAUUCUCUCUCCUUCUCCCUGAAAAUGGGGAUCAAGGGUACAUGUUUCUUGCUACGAGCAUCCAUCACAAAAUAUAUGAUAUUGCAUUGCUUGCACUCCAUCGUUGUCCAGAUAUGAUGACUAAGGGAACGAAAUUGGCUCCAUUGAUGGAAUUGACCCGAACACCGUCGGAAUUUUUCACCGGAAGUAAGCUGAGAUUUUGGCAACAAUGGAUCUAUUACUGCUUAAGUGUAAAGAAACCUUCUGUUUCUUCCUCUAAUGACUAUCAAAUUACUAUUGAUCCCGAAGUCCUGCAGGAAGCCAUGGGGCCAGAAAUAAAGCGAAUAUACGAUCUCAAGUUGACUCAUGUCCUUGCCCGUGAGACUCAACGUCUCAUGUGUAAGCAAAUAUCAACUUGGGGAAUUGAAUCCUAUAAGGAUGAAGUGGCAGCGGCAACCUUCGAAGCAAUUGCGAGUGGCAAGGUUGAUUUUGUAGUCGAAAUGAUGAAAUUUAAUCCACGUAGGCUAACUACAGUCAAGGAUGGCAUAGGAAGGAACAUUCUUCUGGCCGCAAUCGCAUUUCGCCAGGAAGAAAUUGCUAAAUUUAUAUAUGAAAGCAACGCAUCCAAGUCACUUAUCGGUCAGUAUGAUAAUUACUUGAACAGUCUGUUACAUGUCGCAGGACAAAUGGCUCCUUCUGUUCAAUUACAUGGCAUGUCUAGUCCUGCUCUACAAAUGCAAAAGGAGGUACAAUGGUACAAGGAGGUUGAGAACAUUAGUGUUUAUUCUAAGGAAACAAUAAAUGUUUACGGUCUUACUCCUCACAAAGUUUUCACUUCGGAACACAAGCAAUCACUCUUUGCUGCGGACAAAUGGAUGAAGUUCACAGCAGGUUGUUAUACAGUUGUGGGUACUCUAAUAAUUACCAUAAUGUUUGCAGCAGCAUUUACCAUUCCAGGAGGGAACAAUCAAGAGACAGGUCUUCCCUUAUUCAUAAACAGAAAAGCGUUUAAAAUAUAUAUGAUAUUCGAUGCAGUUUCCUUAUGUUCUGCAUCUACUUCGGUCGUGACAUUUUUGGGAAUCCUCACGUCUAGUUAUAACAUUGAAGAUUUCGAUAAAUAUGCACCUACAAAGUUGAUCGUUGGCCUUUCCAGCCUUUUUAUCUCUGUUGCCGCAAUGAUGACAGCUUUUUGCUUGGCUCUUUUGCUCAUGCUACAAAGACGAUGGUGGAUACUAAUUCCUUGCAUGUUACUUGCGGGCAUGCCGGUCACCUUGUUUGUGUUGUUGCAAUUUCCACUUCUUGUUGAGAUUUUUAAUUUGACUUACUGCAGAUCACCUAUUUUUCUUAGGAAAAGAUCCGUGACAUAAAAAGCAUGCUUCCCAAAGAAGAUAAUGUAAGUCAUUGUUAGUCUAUGUAGUAGUCUAUGUAGCAACUGAAUUUUAGUUAUAUGCUUGGUUGUAAUAAUUUUCAUCCUGCAGUUCUCUGUUGGACAUGGUACUUUAAAGGCACAAUUUGUUUUCAGUCAUGUAAUUUGUGUCACAAUGAAUUCUAGUUUCAUGUGUGAUAAUUUUAAUCCUG
This is a messenger RNA of Rubroshorea leprosula, 3230 nucleotides long. NCBI's taxonomy places the organism in Eukaryota, Viridiplantae, Streptophyta, Magnoliopsida, Malvales, Dipterocarpaceae. The record is from the annotation of a GenBank genome assembly.